AAUUAAAUGUUAUUAUCAACCAAACCCCCUUUUUAAAAUACCAUUAUUUAACACAGCCAUCUGUCUCUGUCUGGGUACCAUUGAUUAUUAUAUAUACAGCUUACCAUCCUCCCACAACCUCUCCUCCAUCUCUCUUUCCCCCUCUCUCCGUAAACAGUUCAGCAAAAGCGAAUUCUUAUUCAUCUUUUCUUCCAAACCAUCACACACAGAAAAAGGGGCUAAAUCCCCACCUCAGAUUACACCUGCAGCUAGCUGUAAAUUUCAAUUAUAUCUGAGAUAAAUCUGGCAAAAUUGAAGAAAUUAUGGAAAUCCCAGAGAUAAACAUGUUGUGCGAUUUCGAAGCAGGAAUCAAAUGCCUGCAAAAUCCGUCUGUCAACUCCCGUAUCUUUUCAUUUCCAACCUUCUGGAAAUGGGGCGCUUUGAUUUUUGCGAUUUUUGCUACUUUUAGUAGCAUAAUUAAAAGAAUUAAGCUUAUUUUCAUUCGUUUCCAUACUGUAAAACCUUGUUUCAAUCAAACCGAAGACGUCUUCGAGUUCAGCGACGACGACGACGUAUCGCUAGCGUCUUCGGAUGAUGAACAGGAAGGAGAAGAAGAUCACCCCACGGCGACGAAUCGAGGUCAACACCGCGUUGAUGAAGAUUUCUGCGUCCGGGGUUCAAUUCUCAGCUAUAAAAGCCAGUCGCAGAGCGGUCAAUUGAGGCAGCGCAGGCGUCGGAGCACCAGCGGCGGUGUUUGGUCGGAAUUCGCUUGUGGUAAAAAUGUUGUUAAGCUUUGGGAUAGCUUAGGAUUUAGUCUUGAUAUUGAUGAAGAUCUAUUCAAUUAUGAUACGAAUAGCGUAGUUUCUACGUGGGAUUGCCAUCAGGGAGAGAAAACUAGCGAGUUUUCCUGGGGCAUUCCGGUGGCGGCGCCGACGGUGUUGUUGACGGCGGAGAGCAAUGAGAAGGGAGACGGCGUGAUUUUAGGAGGUUACGAUACGAGGAUGAGAAGCAGCGUCCCGGCGUUGUUCGCUGAGUGGAAGUCGCCGGCGGAGAAUGUCGGCGGCGUUUCCACCGCCGGCGUCAGCAAGGUUUACGUCAGAGAUGACGUGAGCGGGGUGGUAACGGUUGGUGAUGUGAGGAAUGUUAGGAGGCCGUUAGAAUGUGUGAGAGAGUCUGACGGCGAUACGUGGUGGGACGCUGACGCCGUUAUUGUGGAGAAUGAGUUUGAGUCGUCCAAGUAAAACCGGCCACCAAGUUCGACCGAGUUUUCCUAAGGUGACGCGGCCGGGUUUGAAUGCAAGAGGGCAAAAUGAUGUCCAAGAUUUUAUUUUGCAACAAAUCUAGUGAUGGAAAUACUCUGGUCUCUGUAAAUCAUUAAUUCAAUAAAAUUUGCUCCAUUAUUUAUUACUCAAA
Salvia miltiorrhiza (redroot sage) is the source of this 1392-nucleotide messenger RNA. RefSeq lists its product as uncharacterized. NCBI's taxonomy places the organism in Eukaryota, Viridiplantae, Streptophyta, Magnoliopsida, Lamiales, Lamiaceae. The transcript has a single exon. The coding region runs from base 303 to 1220 and encodes 305 amino acids. The record is from RefSeq and is a predicted model, not a curated record.